This is a messenger RNA of Hemicordylus capensis (graceful crag lizard), 12129 nucleotides long. RefSeq names its product mannosidase endo-alpha (gene MANEA). Gene Ontology annotation, cellular component: Golgi apparatus. The record is from RefSeq and is a predicted model, not a curated record. Gene Ontology annotation, molecular function: alpha-mannosidase activity. Bases 309 to 1679 code for a protein of 456 amino acids. The transcript has 5 exons. NCBI's taxonomy places the organism in Eukaryota, Metazoa, Chordata, Lepidosauria, Squamata, Cordylidae.
GACAUCCGGGUUUUGAAGCGCCAUUUCUCCCUUUCCGUCGCAUCUCUGUGUGUUGUAACGUCAUCACGGCAGCGCCGGCAGAAGGACCUGUUGGGAUUCUGCUCCCUGCGAAGGUUAGCAGAAAGCGCUGUAAACAGUAGCUGGUCGUCGGGAGCCCCUGCUGAGAGCUGCCGGGUCGGGGCACGGUAGUGUGGGCAGCAGCAGGCAGAGGAACUGCGCUGCCGCGGAUUGGGAAACGGAAAGGAGCGAACCGGCCAGGAAGAGCCCGGCUAAAGUCAACUACGUGUGCCUUGAACUACCAUGACAUCAUGGCAAGAUUUCGCAGGAGAACGUGCAUCAUUUUGUUGCUUUUUAUUUUAUUUAUUUGCUCCAUAAUGAUGGCCUUAAAAACCUUAAGGCCUGAAAGAGCUGGGUUUGGAGAUCCAUUUGGUCUUGGUCUCCUACCGGACUUUCAGCAACGGACAACAAAUUCAAAAAACAAGUUUGGUCUGCACAAUGGAGCCAAGGAAGAUGACUUUUCACAUACCAAACAUUUGCACACGUUAACUAUGAAUAUUAAAGCACCUACAGUUUCUGUAAGAAAACUGGAAGAGAAUCUGCCUCCUCUGAACUACGAUUUGCAUGUGUUCUACUACAGCUGGUUUGGGAGUCCACAGUUUGAUGGCAAAUAUAUUCACUGGAAUCAUCCUUUGUUGACACACUGGGAUCCCAAAAUUGCCAGUGGUUAUCCAAAAGGAAGACAUGGUCCUCCGGAUGAUAUUGGAUCUAACUUUUAUCCUGAACUUGGGCCCUACAGCUCCAAAGACCCUUCUGUGAUAGAAGCCCACAUGAAACAGAUGCGUUCGGCUUCCAUUGGGGUAUUGGCUCUUUCUUGGUACCCACCUGGAAUGGCUGAUGAAAACGGGGAACCUACUGAUGGCCUGGUACCUACUAUUUUGGAUAUUGCCCAUAAGUACAAAUUAAAGGUCACUUUCCAUAUUGAGCCAUACAAAGACAGAGAUGAUCGCAGUAUGUACAACAAUGUCAAGUAUAUCAUAGACAGAUAUGGAGACCACCCAGCUUUUUACAAACAUAAAGUCAGCACAGGUAGAAUGCUUCCUAUGUUUUAUGUUUAUGAUUCUUACAUAACCAUCCCUGAGAUGUGGACAAAUCUGCUCACUGUGUCGGGAUCACAGAGUAUACGCAACACGCCAUAUGACAGUUUGUUCAUUGCUCUUCUUGUGGAAGAAAAACAUAAGCACGAAAUCCAUAGAAGUGGCUUUGAUGGAAUGUAUACAUAUUUUGCCACAAAUGGCUUCUCAUAUGGAUCAAGCCACCAUAACUGGCCAGGUCUGAAAGCUUUUUGUGACAAGAACAGCUUGAUGUUCAUUCCAAGCGUGGGUCCAGGAUACAUAGAUACCAGCAUCCGGCCAUGGAACAACCACAACACACGGAACCGUAUCAAUGGGAAAUAUUAUGAGACUGCAUUCAGUGCAGCACUUCUAGUACGACCUGAAAUAAUUUCUGUUACCUCUUUCAACGAAUGGCAUGAAGGAACUCAGAUUGAGAAAGCCAUUCCCAAAAAGACUGGAAAGACAACUUACCUGGACUAUCAGCCAUAUAAGCCAAAUAUUUAUCUGGAGCUCACUCGCAAGUGGUCUAAAAAAUACAGCAAGGAAAAAGAGCAGUGGCUUACCUGAAGUUCUACUGUGCUUGUUUCUUAAUGGAUUGAUUCCCUGGCAGUUCUUCAAGGGACUUAAUCACUGUGUCUCACUGAUAUACUGAGAAUAUUUCUUCUUGUGAGAAAUAUAGCCUGUAUUAUUGCUAUAGCUUUGUAUAAAAGAGAGUUUUCUAUAUAAGGCAUAAAUAUAAAAUGAUAAGCAAUACGAGCCCUCCAGAUGGCAUACUUAGAACAUGUGGGGAGUGCUAAAUGGUUAACAUAUUGAUAUUUGUUGAUUACAACUAAUCUAUGUAGAAAACUUCAUUGGUGGCAAGUUGAAUAAUACAGAGCUUACUUCAUUUUGCGCCUCAGUCCCAACAGCUGCAUUGGAUCUCUGCACCUGAGUCUCAGUUCAACCUCUCUAGAAACAGCCACUUGCAUGGUCCAACAAAAGCAGUUUCCAAUGAGAUGUGAGGGUACCUAGCUAGGACAUGAAACUAAACACACCUUAAUGCACAUGUGCAAGUCCUUCUGUCCAUCCAAACACAUUCUUUAGUUCAGGGCCUUGUGGCAAUUGUGAACAAAACUUUGCAUUCAUAGUUGCUUAAAGCUUAAUGCUUGGUGUGUGAAACAGAGAAUCUCCUAGGAGCUGUUGUUUUUAAGCAUCGUUUUGGUGAACCGGGGCUGCACAAGGGCACAGCCUGCUUUUCCUGUACAGCUCCCAUGCAUUUCAGUGCAAACAAGACAAGUCGGUGGUAGGUUCUACUCCAAGUGUGUUUGUUUUCUCUACUUCAUAGAAGUUGAAAAGUCUUAUUUUUAUAUUUUGUGUUACCUUUUGGUAUAAACAGUGAGGGAUGUGAAAUUAUUGCCGUGUCGAUAGUUGGGAAUUUCAGUUUUAGAAACGUUAACGAUGUGUUACUAUUUUGCUUGGCAUCAUUUUAUGUUUUAGACCCCUCUACCAGCUUUUACAUAAGCGAAAUUAUUGUUGGCUAGCAACGAUAGGGGAGCUAUUGUGUUCUCUCUAAGGGGUAAGUGUUAGUCACCUGAGCAUUUCAAGAGGCCAAAAAACCUCUGUGUCUGUGUGCUUAAUGUGAAACUAUCAAACCUUGUUAUCUCUAGAGCGCAUGGAGGGUGUCCAAGGUAGAAAUUCCAAAACGAUGGCUUGGUUAUAAAGGCAAGGACGUGACAAUAUAAGUGUGCAGGUGCUUGCAUGAUAUACAGUUUUCUCUCUUAUAGAAAAGAGGAAAAUGGCAGGGGGGAGGAAUUAAGAUGGCGAUUAGGUAGUAGCUUUUGCUGCUGGCUCAAAUAUUUGUUUGUUUGUUCAACUCCUGUUUUCUUUGUCUCAUGGAUUACAGAUAUGCAGCAAGUUUCAAAUGAGUUUACUUGUUACUUCCCCACCACCACCACCAGUGCUUUGGAUGAUUAUUGUUUUUGGGAGCUGUUGUUUCACCACACUGUAUCUUCUAGUGCAGUAUCUUAGUUUCUCCUGCACUACAGAAAUCAAUUGAUAAGUUACCAACUUUUGGUCGCUAUGCAAUGGCAAUUAUGAUUAAAUUUAAUAGUGCCAGUUUGCUUCUGAUAAAUGUAUACAUACCACCAAUAAGGUUGAGUACACAAAUUAAAGAAAUUUGAGAGAUAUGUAAACAGGCUGCAGCAUACUUUUCCCUAAGCCUUUACUGUAAUUGCAGGAGACUUCAGUGUGAGAAUGGAUAGGAAUGAUCUAUCAUAUCAGAAGUUCAAAAUCUGCCCGCGUGAAACAGAAGACUCGCCCACCCCCUGCCCACCCCUUGCUAUUUGGCAGUUUAAGGAUGAGGUUGCAAACUUUGCAGGUUUUUGUCUAACACAAGCCGUUGUCAAAUUGGAGUUUCAUUUGCUCAUUAAUGCUGCACCUGAUGGUUCCCCUGGAGAAUUCACCUAUUGGGUUGAGUCUAAAAUGUCCACAGUUGACUAUAUUAGGUCUUGCAAAAUGUGCUAGCUUAUUUGGGCCAUUUUAAAGUUGCUAAUCUCUCUGAUAGUGAUUCAUUUUCCUGGGCUAUUACAUAUAUCAUUUGAAAGGCAGCCCUUUUUGGAGUUAACAGAAAAUUUAAACGUGGCUGAAAUUCAGCCCACUCGAGUAAGGUGGUCUGAGGUCAGAUUACCUCAGCCUUCAAGUUGGAUUUGUUGCAAAAUGUGUGUAUUGCAAUAUUGACAAAUGAUACGAGAAAUUGUACUUUAGACCAUUAUGAAAAUUUAAUUCAGGCCUUAAAAUCAUUUUUGACAAGGAAAUUUAUAAAUGUUUGUCUAAAGAACAGUUUGAUCAGGAAUGCUUUAAUACAAAGAAAGAACUUAUUAAGCUUUAUCAAACUUAUAGAGAAGGUUCAGCAAAUUAUCCUCCUCAAGAGCUUUUAAGGCAGAAAAGAAAAUGCAAAUUGUUAAAAUCUAAAAAGAAAAAUGCCUUAAAAGCGCCAUGGCAGCGUUUGAUUGCUGCAGCAUGCCUUAAACAUUAUUCAGUCUUCUGGCAACUUAUUAAAAUGCAACCUGGUCCAUUUUGCUCAGUUUGUCAUAUUCUACCUAAAAUGUGGGAGGAUUAUUUUCGUAAUUGUGUGCCGCAGAAGAGGUUGAUGAAUCUAUUCUUGAGUUAGAUGAGGAUUCCAAAUGACUUCCAGUAUCAACAGUAGUUUCCCUGGUGCAGCAGUUUAAACAGGCAAAGUCCAUAGAAAUAAUUUGAUUACAGUUGAGAUAAUUAAAGAUAAAUUGGAAUGGUGGGCACCCAUGUUGGCCUUUCUUCUUAUAGCAAUCGAUUUAACUGCCAAAGUGUCAAAAGACUGGUUUUGAAAAGCAUACUGCUCUACAUAGUAUUUGUGUGUUUGAAAGAAGGGUUUGGGUUCUAUUUUGACCUGGCCCACAGCUGGACCUGGCCCACAGAAUUGGGCUUGGCAAACUAAAAUAUUUUCCAAGACGACUUCAAACAAUAGCUUUGUUUGUUCCAAGUCCAGUUCAGUCUAUGUCAUGCUCUCAGUGACAUUAGGGACAUGGCAAGGUCCAAACAUUUCUCAUAAACAAGUCCCCUAAAACUUGCUCUGUUGCCUCCUCCUCACUUACCUACUCUGGAAGUGGCAGGAAAGUCUUAUGAAAGCUUCCUCUCUGGUGCUUGCUGGAAUAUUAGUACAGCAGUGUCCCAGGAUCUUUGGCAAGGUAGCUUUCUCAGGAUACCAGAGUCCUGUGGACGUCAGGCACUUUGGACACAAGAUGUCCCACAGCUCCAGGAGUAUUAGCAUUCAGGGCACCAGAGAGAAAGGCAAGCAGGAGUCCUAAUUAUCACCACCACCAAAUCGGGUAAGUGGAGAGAGCUGGAGAAGGAGGCAAUAAUGCAAACCUCAUAUUGUUUGGGGUUUAUGCGAAUCGGAUUUUUCUGCCCACAAAGGGGUCAGAAUUCUAUUAUUCCCUUCCCCUACAAAAAUCUCAGUUUCAGCCACUUAGCAGAAAGCGACAGCUCUAAGGAGUGUUAAAAAAAUAGAUCAAGGCCAAAGUGGAUUCUUCAUUGACGAAUAUAGUGCAAUAUUCACUAUACUAGCAUAUGUCAUAUCUCUUCCUCCUAGACUAUCCAUACUAAUUUAUGGCAGGUCUUUCUCCCUGAAUGCAGUGAUGUGCAAGAAUAUUGGUACCUUAAGGGACAGUAUAAGAAAAAGUAAAGAUUCUUUUGAUACUGUUCCUUUUGAUACUGUUUGAUUCUUUUGAUACUGUUCCAAUACUGCAUGAGUAUUGGGAUAUAUAACGCAAAUGGGGAGGCAUGUGAGCUGCAUUCCUUUAAUCCCUUAAUUAGAGCUGAAGUACACAAUCCUAUGUUUCUUGGGUGACAAAACGGAUGUCUUACAACUGUUGUGAAAAACAGGUUUCACAGAUGCUAUCAAGGGAAGAAUGAAUUCUGUUGCUGCCAGUAGAAAUUGCUGGUUAUUGUUAUUUAUUUAAAUACUUUGUAUUUAAAUUAGUUGCAUAAAUUGACACUUACUAAAUUAUUCUGGAGAUGAAUAAUCUAAGCUGGAACUUGUCCUGCAUUCUGUACAUGGCAAUUGAUCAACUUUGUCUCUUUAAAUGUCUCAAAAAAGUGUAUGCUCUUAAACAAAGCACUUAAAGUAUAUUUUUUAAGGAAUUGGUACUUUAAAGAUCUCUUCAUUAUAAUCAUACACACAUACUUAAAGAAUUCAGAGUAAUCUGAAACCUACUUUGUUACUACUGUUUAGGCAUUAAAAUGUCUUUUAUCAUCUUUUUUAAAGAUCACAUCUUCAAAACAGUAACCUAACUUUAUAUUUUGUUACAUUUUCCUUUCUUUUGUUGACCUCUUGCCUAGGGCUAUAAUGCAACAAAGUUUUAUAUUUAUGUGGGAAAACCUCAUACUUGGUAGAGGUUGUAAUCAGUGUUCCCUCUAACAGGGAUUCCCAGAUGUUGACUACAGCUCCCAUAAUUCCCAGCCAAAUGCUACUGCAUCUGGGGGUGCUGGGAGUUGUAGUGAACAACAUCUGGGCAUCUCUGUUAGAGGGAACAGUGGUUGUAAUCAGCCACCCUUUUGAUUGGCAGGUUUCAUUUUAAAAUGAGAAAUGGCUUGCCUUUUCAGCUGUGUGGGGAGCUACAGUUCAGGCUUUAAAGAGAGCUUGGUUUAUCUGGUUUUCACCUACAUCUUCUCAUAGUCCAAAUUGAGGCUUUAAGAGUUGCAGCAUUUUUCUGGUAUCAAUUAGAAUAAUUUAUGCUAACUUGUGUUUCCUUUUUCCGCUAGAAGUUUGAAGUUUUGAUACGAGGUAGUUAUGAAGGUCAACAUCCCCACCCCACCCCUCUGGAAUAGUUCUCCAACCUCUGACAUCUUAGUGACAUCUUCUCCUGCUUUAUAGAAUGUUGACAUCUGCUUUUCCAAAUGUUUUCCAGAACAUUUCCAGUUCUUCUUUACUGUACAGUAUAGAAAGUAUAGUAAAGAUGAUUACAUGGCAUGGAGAAUAGAUUCAAAUCUUCGGUGCUACCCAUAUUACUAGUUUUAUAAGGUACAUAGUGUUUGAGGUUGGGGAGGCAGGGGGAAACCUGAGGGAAUGUAGGAUAGCCAGUGACUCCAUUGUACUGGGAAGUAACAAACAGCAGUGCCUUCGUAGCAGACAGUCACACUCAUAGGCUACAUAGUGAAUGUCACUGAGAGUGGGGUGUGGCAUGGGGGUUAUUAUUGGACAGAGCAGCAAGGCCUGGAAAGACUAGCUGGCAUUCUGACUAUUGAAGCACGUGCUGUUGUCAUGCAGUUCCCCCAGUGCCCUUAGAAUUUGGAGCACUCCCUAUGCUCCAGAAGGGUUCUGCAGCAUCAGAAACGCACCGCUGAACCUCAGCGACAUGCUUCCAAACUUUCAGCAUCCUUCUGAAAUGCAGAGAAUGCUUCAAACUCCUAAAGGCUCCAGCACAACAGUGCACACACAGGGGAACACGAGGAAGUUGUGUGAGGGCUCCUGGCACGUCCUCGCUGUCCCUCAAAGCUUGCCCAUUUAUAGGGUGGGAUGUCGGCCGCUAUGUAAAGAAAAGCAGUACUCUUAAGGUUUUGCUAUAUGCCCUUUGAAUGGAUCAUUUGAUAUAACUUGAAAAACAUAUGCAAUGAGUUUGACAGAAAACUGUUCCAAGUAGCUCGCUUGAGCAAGGCAUGCUUAGUUAUAUUUUGAAUUGCACCUCCUCUUAAACACUGCACCAUUUUAAAACUAAUAUUCCUCUCUGAGCUAAGAAGCAGGCAUCAUUUUAUAUGCAAUCCAAUAGUAAGCCACUGACACAUGUUGGCAAUGAAGUGGGGGGGGGGCUGAAUUCUAGAAUAGUUGAUCUAGAGCAGGGGUAGGCAACAUGGGCUCUCCAGAAGUUGCUGAACUACAACUCUCAUCAUCCCCAACUGUAAUAAAUUGUGGCUGGGGGUAAUGGGAGUUGUAGUCCAGCAUCUGUUGCCUCCCCUGAUCUAGAUCAGUUUUCUGACAGAAGAGUUGAAAAACCUAUAUCAAGGUCUGCCUUAUAUAAAAUGAAAUUAUUUUAAUUUCUAAGGGAGAAUCUUUCACAAAACCCUGUUAUACAAGGGGUUGUUUUUUAUGCACAGAGCAUGAAGUUAGGGUACUUUGCACACAUUUAUACUGAUGAUGCAGACAGACAAAAUCACACCCUGCUAUCAAAAUGUAGGCAGGAACACUGUUAUGGAAUAAGAUGUGUAAUAGUAACAAUUAUACAGAUUUGUAUUAUCUGAAAUAUUCAUUCCAACUUUUACUUUUAAAGAAGUUCUUUGAGCUUCAAUGGAAAGCAUGUUGAAUAGCUUAGUAGACAGGCUUGAUCCUUUCUUGUGAAACAUUUGUUAAAAUAUGCUGAUCCUGCUUAAAUCAGUUUUUCAAGUGGUUUGUUGUUUUGAUCACAUUUCAAAAACUUGAGCUGUCAAAAGCUGCCUAAAGAUGUUUUAGUCUGUGCAGUAAUAUUUCAGUGCAAAGUGGUAUAUUUUGUAAAUGGGUUUCUGUUAUGUAGCCCAAAGUGAAUAGAAAUAAUAGCAACAUUAACUUAUUUGCCUCUACUUAGUGGAGAAAUUAGAAAAUUCCCAUGUAAAAAUAGCAUCAUCGAUGCAUGUAAAAUAAGUGCAGGAUUAACAAAUUUAAUGUGUCAAACUUGCAUCAGUCUCUUUAAUUUACCACUCUAUGUCUUAAAGAGCCAAUCGGCCUGAACAUACUUUAUACCUGGGACCACCCCUUCCUCCAGUUCAAGCGAACAAACUUUGAGGAAGAGGUAAUGGCAAUUGGGCAGAUUGGUUAAAGAUCAGUUACUGGGAUAUGUGUACUGCAGUUUGACUUGCUCUGAAGCCAAAAUUAUGUCAUUUAUGCCAUACCUGGAAUCUAGGAUUUUUCUCAGUGCAAACUAUCCUGAUAUUUAUUUGAGAUAUAGAUUUCUUUUAUAUAGCAUAUAGCUUGAAUAGUAGAACACUUUGACAUCCUCUGAAGUUUAACUGUUUGUGGAAUUAAGAGAGCAACUAGCCAAUUGAAGCUUUGUGGAAGUAUUGUCUGAGACUGUGUAAUUGCCCUUGUUGCAUAUAAUUCCUAGAAUGUCACAGAAAGAUAACGAUUUUUUCCUUUCUGGUCAUUUGGGAUGAAGACUAUUAUAUUCAAGAGCAUGAGCAUCCCAAAUUCAGACAUCACAUGAAACCACAGUUAAACCUUGGUUAAAAACAACUGCUUGGCUAAAAACAACUCCAGGGAGCACACUUUCCCCUGCCCAUGUGCGAGUCAGAAGAAUUCUACUUGUGAUUAGUUAGAAACAAAUCCAGAUUGGUCAUGACAUCCAACCCAACUGAUCUUGAUUUAUUCUAUCCAGAUUAUUUGAUAUCAAACCUUAUGCUCAGACCAUGGUUUAUUUCAAGCAAUUUUGUUAGAAAUGAUCUUGACCAAGAUCAUUCAGUUAAGAUGACUUAACUGAUCUUGGUUUAAGAUGUCAUAACUGAUUUUGGUUUGUUUCUAACCACAGUUGGAAGUAAAAUUCUUCUGACUCACACAUGUAGGCUGGAGAAAGCAUGUUCCUGAGGUUAGGAGAUGUCAUGUGGAAACAAGUUCUGCAUGAUGUCUGGACCAGCCUAUCAAACCCUUUGCUGGGAGAGUCCUCCUAUUAUUUCUCUAGCACUUCUGUUGUAUUGUUCCCUUGUCCCCCUUUCCUGCCAUCCGUGUUAUGUAAGUUUAAAGUACUCCUGUGAUACCCAGUUCUAAAGCAGAUGAGAAAUCUGACACACAAUGCUUGGUGCAGGAAAGUUGCUGUAGCUCAGCAACAGGCGUGUGAAUAUGUGGGUUUGUUGUGGAUAAACAAUGCACAUUGCAGUGGGAGGAGGAGAGCUAAACAAGAUGUUGCUAGACCAUUUUUAAUAUAAUUACCUUGGCUGCAGUAGUUGGAGAUUUACAAAUGUAUGCCCUGAUUAGUUCUGUGGUAUUCAGGCUAAAACUCAGGCAAAAUGUACAAUGAACAGUCUCACUUGAUGUAUCUUGUGUGGAACUGGACCACUUCAGACUACAGGUUAGGUUGUUGGGGGCUCUAAUGGCUGCUGUAAACAGUUCCUUGAACAUUCAAUUCUAGAAUGUCAGGAAUAAAAUUAGGCUAGAACCUAACAGUUUGAUAUGUAUAGGAAUAUUUUUUUGGUGUGAGGUGGCAUUCUAGCAACAGAGAAUGCCUGAGGCUGCUGAUUGUGGAGUUUGCUUCUCAAAUUGCUAUGUAAUUUGAACCACUGUUUGAAUAUGCUUCUUGUCGUGUUUUGUGGAGUUGGUGAAUUGCCACAUUUACAAACCAUAGUUUGACUGUUAGAGGCUUUUAUCAAGAAUUAGUGCUUAUUUCAUUCUUCGCUAUCCCUGCCCCAUAUAACCUUCUAACAGAAUAUACAUAUUGACUCUGUAUGAUACUAACAAUUGUCAAUUUGUACUGAGGGCCGAUUUGUAUUUUCUGUACCCUGGUGUAUAUAAUUAAUAGUUGUGCAUUAAUUGGAAAUGUGCAACUGCCCACGAAAUGCACAUGAAGGUGGCUACUGGAAAAAAAUAUUGGGCCCCUGUGACUGUUAAUUUUAUAGGGAAUUGUAUAUGCUAUCUAUGGUGGUUGCACCAGAUAUGUGUUUGUGUCCCUGUAUCGGAGUACAGAAAGUAAAAUAUGAAUCUGUUUUAAACAACUGUCAUAUUGGAGUUUAAGCUUCUGAGUUGUCUGCUUUAUAGACUUGCUUAGUAGCAUAAGUUCAUGCUGUGAUCCUAUUUAUAUUUUGUUCAGUAAGUUCCCUAAAACAAAAGCAAUGAGGUAUAACAGCAACACGCUGAUGGAAUUUUUUUGGAAUUAAUCUGAAUGUAUGCAUUUCUGAAGGUACAUGUUACCCUUAUGAAAACAUGACAGGGUACCUGUUGAUGAGGUGAAGUAAAACAUUUCCCCUUAGCCUUGGAUUUCUUUUUUCCUUUUCCUUUUUCCUUUUAAAAAACCCUUCUCUGGCACAUAACAGUUUGAGCACAUUGUGUCUUUUCUCUUUGUAUAGAUUAUUCAGUGUAUCAUAAAGAACAGGCUGUGAUUGAAGCUUUUCCAGCUUUUUACAGAAACUCAUUUCACAUUUCAUGGUCUCUUAAAAUAGUAACUGUGUGAAAUUUCAGAAGGAAAUUAUACCAAAAUACUGGGUGUGAAACUCUUUUGGUAGUGUUUAGUUCUGCUGUAUUUCCAAGAGUAAGUUCCUGAACAACACUAACCUCAAUUCGGUACAAACUGAGCCAAACUGGAUGUGACUUUAAACAUGUUGUUUGGUUCUCCCCCCUUCCCCCCCUUUUUUUUUUCCUAAACAGCAGCUGUAGGGGCUCCAGUCUAGAUUGAGACCAUGAUGUGUGGGGGAGCGGGAGGAUUUAAUGCUUUGCUCCCACAGACUGGCCACCUUUAGUUGCUGUUUGCCCUGGAGGGAAGAUCUGGGAACAAAGUAUUAAAUCUCUGCUGCUUCUGUCCAUUCCUGUUUGCCAACCCCUCCACCUGGCUGAUGUUUAACAAAACGCCAUGCAGGGCCAAACAGUGUUCUUAAAGUCAUGUCUGGCUUAGUCGUGUGUCUAAGUGGCUGACAUUCUGUAUAACAGGGCUGCUCAACUUUGGCCCUUCUGCAGAUGUUGGCCUACAAUUCCCAUAAUCCCUGGCUAUUGACUGCUGUUGCUGGGGAUUAUGGGAAUUGUAGUCCAAAAACAGCUGGAGAGCCGAAGUUGAGCAGCCCUGCUGUAUAAGAACAAGUGGCUGACAUUCUGACAUCCUCCUCAAAAACACCUGAAAAUUGCCCAUCCCCUGCAAUGAGCUUUGGCAGAGCUCUGAAGACUUUCUUAUGCAUUGAAGCUGCCUGUACUGGCACCGUUUGCUAGGAAGCUGUAUGGAUUCCUUUGGGAGUUGUCUCUCUCUCCUUCCCCCAUAAGCUCCUGAGAGGGGAAAUACAAGCUCACUCCAAUAACUUUAACAAAGGCAGCAGUGGCCAACUGAUUAGAAGUGUAACCUAAUUCCCUAGACAUCUUUACUGUGGAUUUCAACUUGUUGAUUUACAGUAUGUAAACAUUUCUAAGCCUUCAGAGAAAGAGUUGAACAAGCUGUUGCUCAUUUAAUAUCUUGCUUAGACACAUAAGUGAACCACAUAGCCCUUGGUUAAAAGAAUACUGGUUUUUUUGUGUUUUUUAAAAACCCUCUAAGGGUUUUACACUUGCAUAAUUUCUUUUUAUGGCACAUUAUGUUAAGUUGCAUGGUUAAUGUAUUUUGGACGUACUUCACUUUGUGCACCACCAAACAUUCAUGUAUCUACCACUGAUGUGUAAUGGUUUGAUGUACACAAUCUGUGUUCAGUUUAUGGGAGUCUAAAAUAUUAUGCAUGUCUCAGCAAAUGUAAUCUACAGAAAAUGCACUUCAGAAAUAAAAUCCUGUGAAAUGCUUUAUGUAAUUGAACCUAAGGACUGCAAACAAUUCCUGGCUGUGUUUUAAUAAAUAAAGUUGCAGUUACUGUGUUUCUA